Archocentrus centrarchus (flier cichlid) is the source of this 1120-nucleotide messenger RNA. RefSeq names its product hepatocyte cell adhesion molecule-like. The record is from RefSeq and is a predicted model, not a curated record. NCBI's taxonomy places the organism in Eukaryota, Metazoa, Chordata, Actinopteri, Cichliformes, Cichlidae. The coding region runs from base 1 to 939 and encodes 312 amino acids. The transcript is spliced from 5 exons.
AUGGAAGCUGUAGUUGGACUGUUGAUGUUGUUUGGAGUCUCUCAUGGUGUGGAAACUUACUGUGAUGGCAGAAAGAAUGGAGCUCACUGUUGUAGAGCUUUGGGAGGAACUGUGGACAUCCAACUGAUGAAGAGCACCUCAGAAAUCUUUAGAUUCCAGCUGUUAAAAAAUGAAUUAUCAGUUCUCACUGUGAGAAACAAUACGAUUGCAUCCAAUAUGAGACAUGAGAAAUUUCUCUUUAUUCCCAGUAAUGGGACAUUUAGGAUUAAUAACCUGAGCAGGAAUGACAGUGGGAAUUAUAGCUUUGAAACCUUUGAUUCAGAUGGAACAAGUACAGGCAAGCGGACUUUGCAGCUGAUUAUUCAAGCUCCUGUGUCCUCUGUCCUGCUGGUCUCUGAGUGUCUGUCCCAGGGAGAGAUGAGGGUGUCCUGCUCCUCUGAGGGAGGAGACAGUCCUCAGUACAGUUGGACUCUGGAUGGACGCACACUGACAGAUGGUGAGCUCCUUUCUAGAAACAAUGAGGGUAACAUCAUCACUCUGAAACAGCACGUCUCAGGACAUCUGGUCUGCUCAGUCAGAAAUCAUGUUAGUAAAGUCUUCAAAGAAGAGAGGAUAUCUACCUGCGUUGGAAUUUUGCUGCUGAUCGCUGGUGUUCUCUCAGCACUGGUAAUUUUUUUAGUUGUGGGUGUAGCAGUCAUCUGUGCUCAGAGGAAAAAAAGAAACAACAAAACUACAGAACAAAAAGAAGAUGACCAGGAAGUAAUGUACGCUGAUGUCAGGGUCGUGCAGCAGCAGGGGCAGCAAGUGGAGCAAAGAGCGGAGGUGGAGGCAGAGGUGGAGUAUGGCCAAGUCAAGUGUUCACAGAGAUCUCAUCAGACUGUACCAAGAGGAGAUGAUUAUAUGUAUGCUUCAGUCCAUAAAGUCAGGCAAUUUAAGUGAUCAGUGCUUCUACACAGACUGCACCACUGAAGGCCCACAGAGGGAGGAGGUGAUGUCAUGAUGCCUAAAAGACCUUCAUUUAAUGUGAUUUCCCAUCAAAAAAAUACAAACCAUCAAAACUCAUGAAUGCUGAUUUUCUUUGCUUCCUCUGUACUUCUGUACUGUAACAGGGAAUAAAUGG